Molecule: messenger RNA, 2076 nt
Organism: Cantharellus anzutake
Lineage: Eukaryota; Fungi; Basidiomycota; Agaricomycetes; Cantharellales; Hydnaceae
Exons: 8
Coding region: 1-2076 (691 amino acids)
Biological process (GO): protein desumoylation
Cellular component (GO): nucleus
Molecular function (GO): deSUMOylase activity
Source: RefSeq, a predicted model, not a curated record
AUGAAUGUCAAGGAGCUGCUUAACAUGGAUCCCAGUGAUGAACAGUGGACAAAGAUGUGGGAGAGCCUGUGGGAUUCCAACUGGAACUUGGAUGAGAAACCACCAGCUUUUAUCAUCGACCAACAGGUUCGCCAUGGCAUAGUAGCGGUGCUAUCGCUCGCUCAUAUUGAGGAGGAAAAGCUUAGGCUUGCUCGAGAGGAACUUAAUGCGCGCACCUGGAUUGUCCAAUCGGUAGACUUGUUGAUUCGGAUCAUGGACGAUAUUCAUUCCCUGUUUAAAUAUCAAUGGCAACUCCGCCUAAAGUCAUUACUCAAAUGCCGUGAUACGAUCGUGAACAGAUCGUUUCCUCAUGUCAAUCUAUGGCAUGCAUCACUGCACUAUCUGCUAGCAAACCUAGAACGUCCAGACUCUGUCAGGGGACGACUCCCGGGUCCCCAUGACCCUCCCCUAUGGCCCACAGCCUCGGGUCUGGCCAGCCCUAUCCAGGGCACAAUCCUACUUGGCCACAAUAUCAGCAAAACUUCCGGGGAUACCCGGAAGUCACAUGAAGGAGUAGAACCGGGCCCGGAGCAUGCGGCGCGCGGAGCGUGCGCGCAUGCGGGAAGCGCGGUGGGUGGAAGCGGGUCCGGACACGGGUCCGGGUCCGGGCUAGUCAGGGUGUGUGCCCUGACAGACUCCCAAGCUGCACUGAGUACCGUGGAGUAUUCUUCUUUCCACCUUCCCCCCCCCGGUUCUGCCACUCUGGCCUCAGGAACCAACGGCAUAGACCCCGAAGAUGAUUCUCAAGUUAGAAAUGAGCUAAGCGCACUUGAUGGACUUAUCAGGAUGAGCCCAGAGCUGGGUGUAGCUGAUGACGAUGAGCAUGUUGAGCCCUACCUGUCUACCGACAGUGGCAGUGGCCCAGGCGAUACUCUCGGCCCUGAGAUGCCGACAAUGGACCCCACAGACAAUGUCGAAACACAUGCUGAGCCUCUUACCGACUUGGUCCCUCCUAGUGGGUUCGGAGAUGUGGAUAGUCCCAGCUGUGACGAGGAUAUUGAGGAGAGGUUCUGGAAUGAGAACCCUCGUCCCCAAAGCCUUCCUCCAAUUAGAACAAUCUUCGAUGCCAUCCACUCACCCACCCAGUCUACCCAACAACAAAAGCCAACAAAAAUCUGGAAGGAAAUAACGGAGUUGCAUUUACCUCAAGAGACUGAAAAAAUAGUGAACGACAGCAAGACCAGAGACAAAGCAAGAUAUUACAAACAUAUUGCGAUCUUCCCUGAUGCACUACCAACAGUCAAUCGCUGGUGGCUGAUACAUGGAGCAAUAAUCGAUGCCUAUGUUGAGAUGCUGAAAGACCUUACAGACGAAAAGCUGUGGGACAUACUCAAGACCACUCAUCCCUGUGUGAUUAUGUUUCCUACCCAGUGUGAAGGAAUGAGACAUUGUAUGGCAGUUCACCUGUUGGAUCGAGCGACAAAGAAAGUCCGAACCGAUCUUUUCGAUGCAACCAGUUGGACGAUUCCGUGUUACUCAAGGAGGCAUGGUCACUGGCUGCUCGGUGUUGUCAACUUCGAACAACGAGAGCUGUGCUAUCUUGACAGCAUACCUCUACAACAAAGCGCCCAUAUCAAUCGCCACGGUCCACAGUGGGUGUUUACAAUACUUCGAGGCCUAGUUAAUGCCAUCUGGUUGUUCAUUCACCCUGAUGAUGAGCAUGGAUACAACUGGUCCAAUUGGUCCACCAGAGUAAUCACUAUGGAACAGUGCCAAUGGAACGGGUAUGAUUGUGGGGUUUGGACCAUGGCUGACAUUCAAGCUAUACACAUCGGGCUCGAUGCUGCACCGAAAGACACGAACAUCGAUGAUUUUCGGGAUAGGGUGAAACACCAAAUCCUUUCUAUUCCUCUGUUAACACCGAGCUGGCAGCCUACCUGGAGAACCCUAAAUCCUGACCUUAUUUGUGAACUGCGGUGCCGAGCCGCUAAAGUGGCCGCAAACUUUCCUGUUGAUUAUGCCCAGCUUGGAAUUGAUCAUACGGACGUUCCUUUAGUGUUAGAUAAUGAACAGGAAAAAAUAGAUUUAACUGACUAG